Messenger RNA from Cercopithifilaria johnstoni, 2436 nucleotides. The record is from the annotation of a GenBank genome assembly. Lineage: Eukaryota; Metazoa; Nematoda; Chromadorea; Rhabditida; Onchocercidae.
AUGGAUAUGGGAGAAGUAGUACGAACAAUGGAUAUCGAAACGGAUGUGACUGAUUUCAGUUCGCUAAUGCUUAACCGAGCUUCGUUGAACGCAUUAGCUAAAGCAGGUUUCACCAAGCCAUCUCCCGUACAAGCUCAAGCAAUCCCAUCUGGCAUGCUUGGACUUGAUUUGCUGGUGCAAGCAAAAUCCGGAACUGGAAAAACGAUGGUCUUUUCCUUGUUGGCUGUAGAAAACUUGAAUGCACAGUUUGGACGUCCACAAGUGUUAAUCGUAGCUCCAACCCGUGAAAUUGCUUCUCAGAUAGUGUCUUAUAUCAGAAUGCUUGCUCCUGCUGUAAUUCAUGUGGGGAUGUUUGUUGGUGGAAAUGAGAAAGGUGUUACGGAAGAUAUUCAAAAACUCAAAAAAAGUAUUCAUAUUGUUGUUGGAACAGCAGGCCGCCUCUGUCAUCUUGUUCGAAUCAACGCGUUGCGGCUGUCUUACGUACGACUGUUUGUUCUGGAUGAAGCUGACAAGCUCAUGGAAGGCAGUUUUCAGAAAGAAAUCAAUUACCUCUUCUCAGCACUGCCACCGGAAAAGCAAGUAGCUGUGUUCUCGGCCACUUAUCCGUAUCAACUGGAUGCAACUCUUACACGCUACAUGAGAGAUGUACAUUUGGUGCGUGUAGAUAGAGAUGCACAGUUACUUGGUGUUAAACAAUAUGUGAUUGUUGCUCGCAAUGGAAUCAAGAAAAUGAAUAUUCUACUACGCUUGCUACUUCGCCUUCGUUAUGGCCAAUGUGACGAGCUUUGUGCAGAUUUACAGCAAGCGAGAUUUGAUGCGGUUUGCAUUUCUGGCAACAUGCCACAGUCUGAUCGUACAAAAGUGAUAAGGCGACUCAAAAAUUGCAUGGUUAAACUACUCGUUUCAACGGAUCUUACAGCACGAGGAACUGAUGCUCCAGGCGUUAAUAUUGUUGUCAACUAUGGAAGUCCACUUGUGUUAGCCACCUAUUUGCAUCGAAUUGGGCGUGCUGGACGUUUUGGUACACAAGGUGCUGCAUUCACAAUUCUCAGUAGUGGUAAAGAAUUGAAAAUAUUCAGUGAUUUUGCUGUCGAGGGAAAACUUCGAACUAAGCUGUUGCGAGCAGGAGAGAAUUGGCCUAGCAAUCUCAUCUAUGACGAUGGAUUUUUCAGCCGUUCUGAAGACUUUCGUCCUUAUGCAACAAGGAAUUGGCGUAGUCAAAAAAGCCACAAUGAUGAGGAUGGUGAGGAAAACGUCUACGAAUUCCUUCAAAUUGCGUCAAACAAUGUACUGGAAUAUGAAGAAGAAAUAUCUAAAUUCUCUGAAGACAAGAUUGCGUUACUUCAGAAAUCAAAAAAGCGUGUCUAUUCUAGCCAAGAUUUUUAUCACAUAUAUAGGAAUAUGAAGAACAAUGAAAUCUCUAAUACACUUUUGAAGAAAUUGGUUGCGUUGAAGAUACGAUCACCGGAUGACUUGGAUUUAAUGCGAAAAAAUACUCUAAUGACAUUACGCAUGGGCAUCAUAAAUAAAAACAAUCAGGACAUAAGUGCCCCUAACCACGAAAAACUUCUUUAUUUGUUGAACAAAUCAGAUUUGACGAUGGAUGUGCAUAUUGGCAUGCCAAGAUGCUAUUCAAGUUUUAAGAAGAGAAGAUAUUUGAGGAAUCAAAUUCUUGCUGUUCGAAAUACAUUGUCUGAUGAUGAAUGGUUACGAUAUGCCAGAAUUCGUUUCGGUUCAACUAUGCGAUGUGAACCAUUUUUGCUUCAUGAAGUAAGUUAUGGAAUAAAACGUGGAAAUCACUUGAUUCGGCAUGUUUCUGUAGAUUCAAUGAACAAUGUUAUUCAUUUAAAGGAAGAAGGCAAGGAAAAUAUGCAUGAAGCAAAACCGACUGGCUCAGCGAUGAAUAAUGUUGACACUUCUAAUUUCAAGAAAUUUGAAUUUAUGAAUUUUAAUCGAUUACUUUUGGAAAAUCAUCCGAAAAAUGAGUCAAAUUCAGAAUCUCCAGUUGAUCGAUCAGACGUAAAAUAUAUGAGGAAAUCCAGUUUGAUAGGAAAUUCUGAUUUGGAGGAAUUAAAUCCGGGGCUAGACGAGGCACCUGCAGAGAAGAAGAAUGGUGCAAUAUACGAAACCUCCGAAGAAUUGAAAACGAAACUUGCUAAGGUUAAAUCAGGAUUCACUUACGAAUUGGUUUUGGGAUUGGGUAAGAUAAGAGAAUGUAUGACAGCAACGGAAGUACCGGAGAUUUGUUCCAUGGCAACUCAGACUGAGGAUUGGAGAAAACUAACUGAGACGAAUAGUACUCAAACGGAUGGACUGUCAUUUGAUACAGAUAGAAGCGUUGGUUGUACGGAUGGUUAUCAUUCUCGGGGAUAUAUGUGGAGAGAAAUGAACCACUUUACACGAUAUAUAAAGUACCUCCGCGGGUUCAAGUUUUAA